Messenger RNA from Nannospalax galili (Upper Galilee mountains blind mole rat), 3333 nucleotides. RefSeq names its product tumor protein p53 inducible nuclear protein 1 (gene Tp53inp1). Gene Ontology annotation, biological process: autophagosome assembly; positive regulation of DNA-templated transcription. The coding region runs from base 598 to 1320 and encodes 240 amino acids. Gene Ontology annotation, cellular component: nucleus; autophagosome. Lineage: Eukaryota; Metazoa; Chordata; Mammalia; Rodentia; Spalacidae. The transcript has 5 exons. The record is from RefSeq and is a predicted model, not a curated record.
CUUCCUGCCUCUCCCCGGACCCCGCGGCGCCGAGUCCCCGCUUGGUGCUGGCUCCCCGCCGCGCCCGGCCCCUCGCUGCGACCUCCCUGUAGCGGGUCGCGCCCCGGGGCGGCAGGUGACGCGAAGCCUGCUCUGUUAUUACCCGAACGCGCCACGGCCCGAGCGUCCGCCUGUAGCUUCCUGACCGCGCCGCACGAAGCCUGCACCUGUGGGAAGAGCGCUUCCGGCACCUCAGCACCGACAUGGGACACCUGGAAAUGACCUGACUUCAAGAAACCAAGACUGUGACUGUGCUGUGCCUUCCAGAGUUCUUGAAGAGCAGCCCAUUUUUGACAGUGUGCCAGAUGUUCAGGCACAUUUUCUGCCUUGUAGCCACUGAUCAGGCCUGAGCCCCAGUGUCUAUGCCCUCAGGCAGCAUCACAGGUGGGGGAUAAAGUUCUCACUGAGGGGAUGGUGACUCUUCUUGCUUUUCACAUAAAUUGAAUAAGCACCCUGUGCACUUUAAUCUCCUGUCUGUGCCAUCAGGCUAACCGAAGACAGAGUUUUGAAAUCUCAGCUAUAAAGAUAUCCAGCCAAAGUCUCAGUCUUGCCUUAACCAUGUUCCAGAGGCUGAACAAAAUGUUUGUAAGUGAAGUCAACAGUUCUUCCAAACAAGAACCAGAAUUUAGUGAGAAAGAAGACGAUGAGUGGAUUCUUGUAGACUUCAUAGAUACUUGCACUAGUUUCUCAGCAGAGGAAGAGGAGGAGGAAGAGGAUAUCAGUGAAGAGUCAUCUACAGAACACACUUCAGUCUUCUCCUGUUUACCUGCAUCUCUGGAAUGCUUGGCUGAUACAAGUGAUUCCUGCUUCCUUCAGUUUGAGUCCUGUCCAAUGGAGGAGAGCUGGUUUAUCACCCCUCCCCCGUGUUUUACAGCAGGUGGAUUAACCACUAUCAAGGUAGAAACAAGUCCUAUGGAAAAUCUUCUUAUUGAACAUCCCAGCAUGUCUGUCUAUGCUGUGCAUAACUCCUGCCCUGGUCUCAAUGAGCCCAGCUGUGGGACUGAAGAAUUUCAUAACUCAAGUAGUCCCAGAAUGGAAGCCCAAAAUGAAGUGGAGCAGCACGUUCACUGCUAUGUUGCAGCUCUUACUGCUCAUGCAACUUUUCUAGAACAGCCCAAGACCUUUCGCUCUUCCCAGUGGAUAAAAGAACAUAGUGAAAGACAGUCUCUGAACAGAAAUAGCCUUCGCCGCCAAAAUCUUACCAGGGAUUGCCACUCACGGCAAGUCAAGCACAACAGCUGGGUGGUUCACCAACCCUGCCCACGCCAGUACAAUUACUAAGGAUUUCAAGUUUUGCUGGUUGUUUCUGGGUUUUUGCUUAUGGAUGUGGAUGUGUACAUGUACAAUGAAAAUGACCAAUCACCUAGUGUAUCAGUGUGUUUAGACACUAUCUUGAAACCAGAUUUCUGUGCUGUAUACCACAUAAUGCCUUGCUCCUAACAGUUACUUAAAUUUUUAGAAUAUUUUUGGAAACAUAUCAAUACAGUUAGUGUUUGGGAAUGUCUUUAAAUAUAGGAAGAUGUACAUGAGUUAGAAUCUUAAAGGCAUUUCUUACUUCGAGUAUAAGAACAGGCAUCUUUCAAUUUCAUUUAUUUUGUAUUAUUUAAUCAAACUUUUGAGUAAGCAAAAAUUUAUUCUCAGGGUCAGCCAUACACUUUAUUGACCAGUACUUGAUAAGUCUUUUCCAUAUGUAAUGAGUACAUUUUUACACACUAACAUGAGCAUUAAUAGGUGGCAGUUGCCAUGGAUAUGAUGGAAUUAAUGGCUAAAUUUUCGUUGGAAAGAAAACUUGACAUAGUUCUGUAUGUGUGAUUUUUUUUUUUUCCCCCAGAUUAGUCAUGCAGUUCAUUGUGGAAUACAGGUACAUUAAGCUUUGGUGAACAAUGCAUUCAGCAAUUGUGAUAUGAUCCCAUGACAGGGUACAGAUAUUAUAGUUGUCAUGGACAAAAGUACUUGUCUUAUAUGCAGAGGGAAUUAGACCUGUGGAAUUAUAUUUGGAAAAAUUUAUGUCUAUAAAUGACCCAUAGACCAGUAUUUAAGUUGUCUGGAGUCUUUCUGAUAGCUCUGCUUGCCCAGGCACUCAAUGACUUCAAACCUAAGACUGCCCAUGAGAAAGGGAGAGAGAGAGUAUGUGUGUAGGAGAUCCUCUGGCAUGGAGCCUGUCUUCCAAGAAGCAAGUAUGAGAGGGGAUUUCUGGUGGCAUCUGUUCACAGCACCUAGGAGUGAUGGGUUAGAUUCCUUGAAUUUUCAUUUUUUUAACUUCACAAAAUCUUUAACCACUUUGGCCUGUUUCCUCCACAGCAGGGGAGGAAUAAUACCUCUCUCAGUGACUGGAAGUGGGGCUAUCAGAACUGAACUUCAUGUGAACUUCAAGGGCCUUUAUUGAACCUAGUGGUGUGAAGCUAUGGCAGUUUUUCUGCCAUAAUUGUUUUUCACAGUGUUGGUGCUAAUGAGGCCAUGGUGAGGGUUUGACUCACACGUGGGCCAGUUUAAUCGACACAGGAAAGUCUAUUUUCUUCUAAUUGGUCACUUCUUUUUUUAAGCAGUUGUGAUGGGUUUUCGUGAGCCAUCUACACUUAGAAUCAACUUCCUAGGAAAUCAAACACAUUUACACCUUAAAGCACAUUGUACUGAUAGAAUAGUAGCAUUGCCUGUGUAAUCAAACAGCUCAUUUCCCUAUCUCCCCUGCACCCCUAAUUAAAUGAACACAUGUCUAUGAAGUGUUUUUCAAGGAACAAAGCAGCAUAUUGUUAUAUGGCAUAUUAUAACCUUAUAGCGCUUGGAAUGUGGGAGACUUUCACGGAAGAGCUGUGUAAGCUGGGGUGUUUAGAUGGUGAAGAUUGUGCUUCCACUGGCUGUGAUUAAGUGCCAGGAUAUCUCUUUAGAAUGAGAAUCUAGAUUCCCUAGAUUCCCCUUCUUUCCUUAUAUCCUUUCCAUACUGACUUUCCCCCCCCUAAUUAGGGGCCAAGUCUUUAAAGUUUUGUCAAACUGAGAAGUUAUUUGUGUUUACCAGAGUUGGAAGAUAAGGUAGUUUUCAUGAAAGUGUGAAUGUUUUAUACCAUAUCUGUUUUAGGGCCAAAUGUUGGUAACUUGAAACCAGCUAAGUGUCUUCUAGACACAAGAUCCUGAAUACAUGGGGCCUUUUUUUUUUUUUUUCCCCUUGCAUCCACUUGCAAAUUGAAUCUCACAAGCCUGAAGUUCAGCCAUGAAAAUUUGUUUGGCAGCAUGAACUGAUUUGUACAUUAAACUGCAGUGGUUUUUUGUUUUUUUUUUUUGGGUGGGUGUUGUUCUUUC